Molecule: messenger RNA, 1729 nt
Organism: Nematostella vectensis (starlet sea anemone)
Lineage: Eukaryota; Metazoa; Cnidaria; Anthozoa; Actiniaria; Edwardsiidae
Product: matrix-remodeling-associated protein 7
Exons: 4
Coding region: 236-766 (176 amino acids)
Source: RefSeq, a predicted model, not a curated record
UCUGGAAGGCUAAAAUAAUUCAAAUAAUGCCAUGUUUGAGUCUUCCGUUAUUUCAUUUUUCGGAUAGAAAGCUCAUAUAGCGAGUUUGAAGCCACUACCCAUCAACAGUCCGUAAAUCUCUACACACGUCCAAAAGUCAGCGGUCUCUCAAAUGACCAACAAAAACAUCAAACAAACCGAAUGAGCACUAUCCUCUACUUGAUUUCUGCCUAAAACAAGUCUUUCUUUCGGUCUGAUGGACUUCACUACCGCUCUAAUUAUUCCCGGUGUAUUAACCGUACUAUCGGUAAUUUUGACUUGGAUUUAUUUGAGGAAAUCCGUCGAGAUUGCGUCCAGAGAUUAUUCAAACAUCAUCACGACGACAACAAGGAGAUGUCAAAAGACCGACAAACGAGAGCCCCCCGAGUCUGUAGGUGACACAGAGACAGGACAAGAGGAAAAAGAAAAUCUUACCCCAGAAGAGCUCAGGCCGUAUCUCAUAGACUCUGGUGACUUAGAGGAGGCUGUUAGACUGAAUGAUGAUAUGAUAAUGAAGGAUAUGCAAGAGAAGGGCAUUAACAACCUACAGACAUAUUACAAAGCAUCGAGAUUGAAAAUCAAGGAGAUGGAAAAAUCUCUUUCCACUGAUGAGAAAGAGAAAGAGCGAGAGGCUCAGAGGAAGCAGCUAGAGGAGAUCUUCCAUCUCAUGGCCGCCCAGAAAGAUAAGUUUGGGGUGGAUUCUUACAAUGACGUUGAGGACCAAAUGAAAUUAUACUCCCAGGAAUAGUCAGAUUAGUAUAUUGUAUGGUAUUUAUAUAUAGUGAUAUUUAUUAAAAUAAUUUGGCAGUUUAUUUGAGUUUAUUACAGCUGGUUAUUGUUAUUUAUAGGCUAAAUUUGUAGAAAAUUCCUACAUUUUGAGUGUCAAAUGUUGCUUGCAAUAAUAGGCCAGCUGUAAUGCUUGCCUACAAUUUUCUAAAGUAUUCACCCAAAUUUACUAUCUUUCUACUAUAAUUAUAAGACUGCUUUUUGCCAACUGAAGGGGGGGGGGGGGGGGUGGAUGGGAGAAGAGUGUGUUGUGAUCCUCACCACCCAAAUACUAAACCGCCCAAGACUACAACAAAAUGCAUUCUGAUCUGAGCAAUGUGUCCUACCCAGUAGUUUGGUAGCAUAAUUUCAUCCAACCAAACAAUUGACUACUCAAGAAAAUAGAAAAUGUAUAUCUAAAUGGUAUCAUAGCCCUAAUUAUGUUUCUACCUAAAGGAUUUUUUUUUCAAAAUGGCUGUUGGUUACAGAUGCUUACAAAAAGGAUGUCAUACUCAUUGGCUCCUCUAAACAUUCCUUCUGUAUACAAAGAAUUAUCAUGGUGUGUGUGUGUUUUUUUUCAAAGAUAUUUCUUAUCCCAUUUUUCUGGAAGUAAAAAUCAAUGUCAACAACGCCAUUUUUACUCCUUGCAAUUUUUAUUUCCAUUUUGCAUACUUAUAAAUAGGAAUUCCAUAUAAUUUACUGGAUGCAAGCUCUUUUGUUUAUACAAUGUUAUACAAAUAUGUACAUCAGAUAAAAUCCUGCAUUAUUGAAAAUAACAUACUUUUUUACUUUUUAUUUGUUGUAGGAUAUAAGAAAAUCUGUGUUAAAGUUACCUGAUAAAGUGGAAAUUUUGACAUAAAUAGAAAUAUUGUGACAUAAAUAGUGAUACUACAAAUAACCGUUCUUAACACUUAAAGUGUUCACCAUAAACGUUUUUUCCACAAAA